Molecule: messenger RNA, 474 nt
Organism: Recurvomyces mirabilis
Lineage: Eukaryota; Fungi; Ascomycota; Dothideomycetes; Mycosphaerellales; Teratosphaeriaceae
Exons: 2
Coding region: 1-474 (157 amino acids)
Source: RefSeq, a predicted model, not a curated record
AUGCCCUUGGACGAGGAGAGCCUGGGUUAUGAGAUUAUCGCCUGGAGGAUUAUCUCGUCCACCAAAGUUUCGGAUCGUGUCGAGAGAAUCGUUGCGAGUCUCAGCCAGGAUGCCCAGGUCGAUGAGAAAGCGAAGCUCCUCUAUCUCACAGCACAUGCGAAAGCAACAACAAAGCUUAUCACGGUAGUCGAGAUAGCAAAGCGACAGCUUGUACUUGUUGGGGCAAGAUGCUACCAAUAUACUGCGCUCUCGUCUCAGAUAGUCGAGAUACCUCGACAGAAGCAGACCGUCGACAGAACCAUCAAGGGCGAUGCUCAUGAAGUAACCUCAGAUCCAGAAGAUGCCGCUUUCGAAGUCAUGGGUCAGCCUGGUGGCGAUACAAAGCAGCGGAACGUCCCUAUCAUGAAAAUAUAUUUGUCGCAAAAGCCUGUUAAGGAGCUUCGUGCGGAGUAUGGGGAGCAGAGAGUGACAUGA